This is a messenger RNA of Rangifer tarandus platyrhynchus (Svalbard reindeer), 498 nucleotides long. The record is from the annotation of a GenBank genome assembly. Lineage: Eukaryota; Metazoa; Chordata; Mammalia; Artiodactyla; Cervidae.
AUGCCUCUCUCCAGUCUGCUCUGGGUGUUCCUGGCCUUCACCUUCUCUGGAUCUGGUGUGGCCCAGAAAGUUACUCAAUAUCAGCCAGACAUAAUCAGUCAAGUGCAGAAUGUAGUCACCCUGAACUGUCGGUAUGAAACAAGUUGGAACGUGUACACCUACUGGAUAUUUUGGUACAAGCAGCUUCCCAGUGGAGAGAUGACUUACCUCAUUCAUCAGUAUUCAGAAGAUGGGAAUGAAAGGGACGGCCGCUACUCUGUAAACUUCCGGAAAGCACAUAAAUUCAUCAGCCUCACCAUUUCAUCCUUAAAGCUGGAACAUUCUGGAGAAUACUUCUGUGCUCUCUGGGAACUCACAGUGCUUGAAAUAAUAGGAAAAGCUGAACAAAAACCCCAGAGCUUAAUAAGAGAGAGCCUCCCUGCUGUGGGACUCAGGUUGAAAUGCACAGCUGCAGACCCCAGACAAGAAAUAGUAGUCCUGUGGUUCCUUAAUCUGUGA